GCGGGCACCAUGCGGGAGCUGGCCGUCGAGGUGGCCGUCCGAGCGCUGCUCUUCGGGGUCUUCGUUUUUACGGAGUUUUUGGAUCCAUUUCAGCGAGUCAUCCAGCCAGAAGAAAUCUGGCUCUAUAAAAAUCCUUUGGUGCAGUCAGACAACAUACCAACCCGCCUUAUGUUUGCAAUUUCAUUCCUCACUCCUCUCGCAGUCAUCUUUGUGGUGAAAAUUAUCCGGCGAACCGAUAAGACUGAAAUUAAAGAGGCUUUUCUAGCUGUUUCCUUGGCUCUAGCUCUGAAUGGCGUCUGCACAAAUACUAUAAAAUUAAUAGUUGGAAGACCGCGUCCUGAUUUCUUUUACCGCUGCUUCCCCGAUGGAGUGAUGAACUCCGAGAUGCACUGCACGGGGGAUCCCGAUCUGGUGUCCGAAGGGCGGAAGAGCUUCCCGAGCAUUCACUCUUCGUUUGCAUUUUCAGGUCUUGGCUUUACAACCUUCUACUUAGCUGGGAAGUUACACUGCUUCACAGAAAAUGGGCGAGGGAGAAGCUGGCGUCUCUGUGCGGCAAUUCUGCCCCUGUACUGUGCCAUGAUGAUUGCCCUGUCACGCAUGUGUGAUUACAAGCAUCAUUGGCAAGAUUCUUUUGUGGGAGGAGUAAUUGGCCUCAUCUUUGCUUACAUUUGCUAUAGGCAACACUACCCUCCUCUGGCUAACCUAGCGUGUCACAAACCUUACGUGAGUCUCCGACUUCAGACGCCCCUGAAGAAAGAUGAGGGGUCUGCAGUGGACAGCAGCCCGGGGGUGCCUCUCGAGGGGAUGAGCGAAGGACCCGUAUGACCCACCCACAAGCCGAGAGAACUCUAGCCCUCCGGGUUUUCCCCUCUGUCCCGGUGUCUUCGCUUGGGAGCGAACAUUCCCCGUAGUUUGGGUGGCUUUGGUGCUUUUUAAGCAUUCUUCCUGGACUCUGUUCUCUACUUGCUUCAGUUUUACAUUGGGAUCCAUACCGUGCUGCCGAGUUCCAUCAUUUUUAAGCCGAAAGACAAACGGAUGGAAGACGGCCAAAGUGAUUGAGAAAAGAAAUGGUUUCCAGGGCAUUCCAGGUGCUCCUUUAUCUAUUCCUAUUAUAUAUAUCUUGGACUUGCGUUUUUCACGGUACCACAGUAAAUCUCCACCUAGUGUAUCCUGUGCUGGUCCUCCUGUUUGAAGGAGCGAUUUGGAGCCAAAGCGAAAAGGGAAGCACAAGAGGGCAUAGAUGACAGAGGCUCUGAAAUAGAAACCACUGCCAUUUCCUUUUCUGCUAGGGAGCGUUCUCAUUUGUCAACGCGCCGGAACACGUUUCUCGAAUAAGGUGGAAACCCCGUUCUCCUACCCCAGCAUUUUCACAGCUCUAAGAGGCUUGGUUUCUGGUUUGAAAUGGAAAGAAGAGCUCUGCAGCUAGGCCGCCACUUGCCAAAAACCUUAACGGCAACUGCCGUUGUGGAGGUGAUGGAACCAGCGGUUGUCCACUAAGCCCCAUGUAGAAACCUGGCCGUCGGUUCUUCCAGCCCAAAGGAGCUAAUGUUGUCUGCAUUUUUCCUCUGCGGAGGGCUUAAUGGAUCCAGGACUUGUUGGGGCCCAGCUCUGGGCCUUGGAACCUCUGGGCCUACCCCAGGUGUCGGUUGAUUUAUUGGCAAGCGACGUGCAAAUUCCUCUUUGCAGCAGUCAUCACCAGGACCAGAUCUGCACACAUUGCAAGCUCUAGAGUCUCAACACUUGCUCCAGAAAAAGCAAUUUCCACUCCUCAGAUCGGCCCAAGAACAAUUCAUUUGGGUCGGGAUGAGGAGAGUGGGAGAGUUAUAGGAAUCAGGCUCCCGGACUCUCAUCUGGUACAAAUUAAGCACAGUCUCCCCCCAUUCUGCCGUCUACACCACCGUUCUGCAUGGGUCCAUUUAAUAUCUGGGGUUCUCUUUUAAUCCAUGAAGAAGCAGGGACAUUGCAAAGUAGAAAGACUGCCCCAUCACUAUAAGACAGCGUAAGAAUAAGAACGAGCCAUCGGCAGAGCGGGGAUUAAAAUUCCCGGUCCCAGAUGGCAGAGACACCUGCUGUGUUUCAGCUCGUCUCCCAGAAAAGAAGAGACUCCUUUUGGAGCAGUGAGUUUCACGUUGAUGAUGGACAGGGUGACUUUCGGCCUGAGCGUUCUUCAAAGGUACCUUUGGGAAAAGGAUCUGUUUCCUCCGUUUUCCUUUUUUACCGGGACACACUCUACUCUCUCUACCAAUGGACCAAACGUGUGUACUCUUUCUCGGGGAAGACACCUGUCCGUUGAGUCAACCCAACUCUAUUUAAAAAAGAGCUGGUGUUCCUAUUGUUCUAGAUGAACCACGUGUUUUCCAAAAUCCCCAAAACCUUCCCAAAGAGCAGCACUUCCUCACACUUAUUUGAGCAGAUGGUUUUGAAAGACCAAAGUGAAUGUACUGCAAUUUUCUCUAAAAGUGGAUCAGCUCCUGCCUGGAUCAAUCAAUCAAUCCAUCGGUGGUAUUAAAGUGCUUACAGUGUGCGGACCACUGUACUAAGCGCUGGGCAGAGUACAAUCCAAUAGAAUCGGUUAGACAAGUUCCCUGCCCAUGACGAGCUUACAGUCAAGAUCAGCCAGCUGAGAUGAUCAAGACGGCAACUUUCAGCUGCUAUCUGCUCUUGGCAGGAAGAUCAUCCCAAUACCAUAAUUAUCUUGCAAAUCAUGCAGAUUAGGCUUCACUCAACCUUGCAAAAACCAUGAUCCUUUCCAAAGAACUAUCAGGCUGGAACAGUUCUGUGGCGGUGAAGAUCGGUUUCAGGUUGUAAGGGCUUGUAAGCGGCUUCCAUCCACAACGAGUGCUGGAGAUUUUUGUAAAUCAAAACCAUCACACUGGAGAGUUAUUUUGAAAACUGAACAAGAUCAGUACCUUAAAGGGCAAUUCUUAAACUCCCUUAGCCAAAAGGUGUAAGAAAUUGGAAAAUAACUAGGCUCCAGAUGGUUCUCUUGUUGGAGUUACACCAAAUUCUCUAUAAUGGGCAGAAAUGUUAAAAGAUCGAUAUUCAAAGAAUGAUGCUAUAAAAAAGAUAUUUUGCCUCUUUUCUCCUUUUUUAAAACCUAUUAAAUAGAUAAAGCCUCUUUAAUUCAGUGCGUUGGGAUCCAGUUUUAUAAAAGCUUUUGAUAUGUAAGAAACGUCUCCCUCGUUAGCUGGGAUCAGAAGGGGUAUGUCACAGGUGAGGAGCAAUUUAAGAUUCUGGGAUAAUGCAGCAUAAAUACUUAUAUUUCGCGAUAAAUGGCUGAAAAGAACUUUUCAAAGCAACAAAUAAUAAAGUAUCUUUAAUGGAGAUAAUUAAAUUGAGAGUCAUAAAGCAGGCUACAUUAAAAACUUUGAUUAAAAUGUAAUUAACGUUACAAAAGAUUUAAUAAAGAAAAAACUUAUGGAUGGCUCCUUAGGAGCCGUAAUUACCAGUGCGUGCCAGUGUAAGAAAGGCAUUUUUGUGGAUCAAUGUAUUUCAAUUUCAUGCUCUGUUAAUGUGAAGGAAGUGUAAUAUUGUAAUGUUCCAAUAAAGCUGCACAUGAAUGUGGGUUUUUGUAUA
This is a messenger RNA of Ornithorhynchus anatinus (platypus), 3576 nucleotides long. It is a transcript of the gene PLPP4, whose product is annotated as phospholipid phosphatase 4. Gene Ontology annotation, biological process: phospholipid metabolic process. The record is from RefSeq and is a predicted model, not a curated record. NCBI's taxonomy places the organism in Eukaryota, Metazoa, Chordata, Mammalia, Monotremata, Ornithorhynchidae. Gene Ontology annotation, molecular function: phosphatidate phosphatase activity. The coding region runs from base 10 to 825 and encodes 271 amino acids. The transcript has 7 exons.